AUGGCGAAGCUGAAGCCAGCUUUCACAACGGAUGGCACGUUUACGGCAGGAAACUCGUCUCAAAUCUCUGAUGGUGCAGCUGCAACACUGAUGAUGCGCCGCUCUACGGCUACUGCUCUUGGGCUUUCUGGCUCCAUCAUAGGAAAGUGGGCUGGGAGCUCGAUAGUCGGAUGCAAACCCGAUGAGAUGGGCAUUGGUCCGGCGAUUGCUAUCCCGAAGCUUCUUGCACAAACGGGGCUGAAUACCGACGACGUUGGGCUGUGGGAGAUCAAUGAGGCGUUUGCUAGCCAGGCAAUUCAUUGCGUGAGGGAGCUUGGUCUAGAGAAGAAGUACGAGGAAGGCAAGGUGAAUCCGAAUGGCGGAGCUAUUGCACUGGGACACCCGCUCGGUGCUACUGGGGCGAGGAUGGUGGCAGAUUUGCUGCCGGAGAUGCAGCGCCAGGGCUUGCAGACGGGAGUUGUGAGCAUGUGCAUUGGGACCGGGAUGGGAAUGGCCGGAUUAUUUGUUAGGGAGUAA
Pseudogymnoascus destructans is the source of this 516-nucleotide messenger RNA. RefSeq lists its product as uncharacterized. Bases 1 to 516 code for a protein of 171 amino acids. The record is from RefSeq and is a predicted model, not a curated record. The transcript has a single exon. Gene Ontology annotation, cellular component: peroxisome. NCBI's taxonomy places the organism in Eukaryota, Fungi, Ascomycota, Leotiomycetes, Thelebolales, Thelebolaceae. Gene Ontology annotation, molecular function: acetyl-CoA C-acyltransferase activity. Gene Ontology annotation, biological process: phenylacetate catabolic process; fatty acid beta-oxidation.